Danio rerio (zebrafish) is the source of this 3230-nucleotide messenger RNA. The record is from RefSeq and is a predicted model, not a curated record. Lineage: Eukaryota; Metazoa; Chordata; Actinopteri; Cypriniformes; Danionidae.
AGAUCCCACGUGUGACGCUAGCGCUCCCGGUUCGGUAAUAUUCCUUGAGCUGGGGCUGCAGUGCCCGUGUGUGUGUGUAUGCAUGUGUUUGGAGUUGGUUGGGCUUUGAGCAAUGGAAGCGGACGCGAGUCAAGUCACCUCUGGAAGCCUGAACGAUUCGCAACACGACCCGGGUAAAAUGUUUAUCGGUGGACUCAGCUGGCAAACCUCACCAGACAGCCUUAGAGACUAUUUCUGCAAAUUCGGGGAGAUCAGAGAAUGUAUGGUGAUGCGCGACCCCACCACCAAACGCUCCAGAGGGUUUGGCUUCAUCACGUUUGCAGAUGUUUCCAGUGUAGAUAAAGUCUUAGCUCAACCACACCACGAAUUAGACUCCAAGACGAUUGAUCCUAAGGUCGCCUUUCCUCGACGUGCUCAACCCAAGAUGGUCACAAGAACAAAGAAAAUCUUUGUGGGUGGAUUAUCAGCGAGCACAGUGGUCGAAGAUGUGAAGCAGUAUUUUGAACAGUUCGGAAAGGUAGAGGAUGCCAUGCUAAUGUUUGAUAAAACUACAAACAGACAUAGAGGCUUCGGCUUCGUAACGUUCGAGAAUGAAGACAUUGUAGAGAAAGUCUGUGAAAUUCAUUUUCACGAAAUCAAUAAUAAAAUGGUAGAAUGUAAGAAGGCUCAACCAAAGGAGGUGAUGUUUCCUCCAGGCACGAGGGGGAGGGCGAGAAGUCUUCCCUACACCAUGGACGCCUUCAUGUUGGGCAUGGGCAUGUUGAGUUAUCCAAACAUUGUGGCAACGUAUGGUCGUGGAUACACAGGAUUCUCUCCUAGCUACAGUUACCAGUUUCCAGGUUUUCCAGCGACUGCGUACGGACCGGUGGCGGCGGCAGCAGUGGCGGCAGCACGAGGCUCAGGUAGGGCGACCCGGGGAAGAAGCGGCUACAUGGCGUAUCCACAGAACGCAGGGCCAGGGUUUCCAGAUUAUGGCUUUUACUCUGGGCCUGGAGACCAGCGGGCCGCCCCCUGCUCCUUUGCUGAUUAUGCCACCCUGGGACCCCAUACAGGUCAGAUGCUGCAGAGCGAGCACGUCACCUCCACCUGCAACUCUCCGUCCCAGCACCACCCAAGCCCGGACCACUUUAAAAGCUCAGGUGCUAACCCUCCUCGGCCUGGAGGUUUCCCCGGUGCGAACAGUCCUGGCCCCGUGGCAGACCUGUAUGGCCCCAGCAGUCAGGACUCAGCAGUGGGAAAUUACAUCAGCGCUGCCAGUCCUCAGCCAGGCUCCGGGUUCAAUCACAGUAUCGCGGGUCCUUUGAUUGCCACAGCAUUUACAAAUGGGUACCACUGAAAGCUAGCUGAAGACGAGGCACCAACUCUUUGAAGAGUUUGUCUGGAGGCCCUGGGAAAACAUCCGGAGUCUCUGAUUGGUUCGUGUACAGUUGAUGUCAUAAAAAGACUUCAAGCACUACAGGUUCUGAUUGGUCGAAGGAGAGACGAGGAGGGUGGAACCAAAUAAAGUGGACAAGAACAAACACGAUCAUCUCAGAAAACCAACAUCACAACUGCUGUAACUACUCCAACCCUCCUGUCUCUGCAGGACUUCUCCCUGUUUUUAAUUGAUUUUUACACGCGCUUCUCUUCCUUUCUGUCAGCUUUUGAAAUGACUUUGGCUUUUAGAGACACACUUGUAGAUAAGCGAGUUAUUCAGCCGUGAUCUUUUUUCACUCAUUUUUAGUGUUCGCUAGUCUUGUCAAUUUUUUUGCGCUCAUGGACAGACGCCACAUUGAAAGACAUCCAUUGGGGGAAAAAAAGAAAAUAAUCUUAGUAGCUGUUUUUAAUUGUGAAGUCUCAUUGUGGAUCAUGAUGACCUAUUUUUGGGCAAUACAGAGGGAGAGGACUCCAAUAUUUUUAUGGUCCUUUUUAUAUAUAUACACACAUAUAUAUAUCUAUCUAUCAAUGUGUUGUUGUUGUCGUCAUUUAGAAAAAGAAAAAAGUAUACUGUACAAUGUUUUUUUAAAUGAAAACAUGGUGGUUUCAAAUAUAAGAGACAGAAAUGUAACUGUAAAUAUACGUCACCGCAUAUUAACCAGUUCAGACUUAUUUUUCUGAUGGUUUAAAAAAAAUGUUUAAAAAAAUCAGGGUGAAAUACAAAUGUUUGACGCAAUUAUGGUGGAUAAAAAAGUAAAAUACUCCAGUAAUAGAUUAUGAUUUGUUCAAUGACUGUAAACGCAUAAGCUGAAUCAUCUGACAGGUGUAAAACCAGCAUUUUCAUGAGCUCAAUCUUUCAGAAACGCCACUCCUGUCUAAAGCACACUGUGUGUAGUGAUCAACGAAAGGACGUUUUGCUGUGUUCUGCACAUUCUGACACUUUUAUACUCCUGAGAAAAGAAAAAAGAAAAAAAAAGAAGCUUACUAUGUCGUCUGUUGUUGUUAAUGUUGUCUAAUAGAGGACGUUCCUCUUGAUUUUGGAAGUUGUACGUGAACGGUUUACUUCUCUUUGGGCAGGAGAAAGCAAAUAUUUUUUUUGUUUUGUUUUUAAUGAAUCAUACCUCAGUCCUGUGAGAUUUCAUUUAUUCUGCGCAGAUCAAGCGCAUAGAGGAAGCUUUGCACUGUGUACAAAAAGAAUGAGGGGUUUUCUCUUUGCACAUGCUAGCUGUCACGACUGACCUUACACAGAUUUGAAGUAUGAAAAAUUGUUCAGUGAAUGUUGCUUUUAUUUUUCUGCCGCUGGCGUCCAGAACGCAGGUCGAGAAGAAGCCAAACGAAAAGCAAUCUAUUACUGGUGCGCUCAGAUUUCAUUUCAAGGACAUAGCGAGCCUUUUAUCUGAAAUAUUGACGUAUUUUAAUAAUAUACAGCCAGUUGAAGACACUGAAGAAGAAGAAAAAAUGUUGACCCAGAGCUGCUGAUGAGUUUUGUUUUUAAGUUGAAAAGCUGUUUUAGGUCAAAUGCAUAUAUAUAAAUAAAUAAAAUGCAGAUUUUUAAUGUUCUGAUAUGUAUAUUCUGAUGUAAAUGUGUCUUUUUCUGCUGCAGGUGUAAACUGUUUUUUUGUUUAAUGACUUCUCUUUGAUUUGGUGUAGUCUGGUGGACGGAGGUGUGUUAAACCCAGAGCCUCCAAAAGAUUUACAGCUCCAGUUAUAUUUAACAUCCGGAAGGAAACUGAGCAGAAGAUGGAGGAAAACUAUUGUAAUGUUCAAAUGUAAAAGAAAAUGUAAAAACAAAACAUUAAAAAAAAGGAAACGAA